This is a messenger RNA of Colletotrichum phormii, 809 nucleotides long. RefSeq lists its product as uncharacterized. The record is from RefSeq and is a predicted model, not a curated record. NCBI's taxonomy places the organism in Eukaryota, Fungi, Ascomycota, Sordariomycetes, Glomerellales, Glomerellaceae. The transcript is spliced from 2 exons. The coding region runs from base 200 to 691 and encodes 163 amino acids.
CUCUCGUCGAUUAUCCGCGGGAUUCACCAAACGCAGGACGCUACAGUCUGUUAGGUGCGAACCAUGUUCUCAACAACAGCGAGGUCCAGGUUCGGGUUGAGGUUCCAGCAAGUGAUGGCACAGCACUGAAGACGAGAAUCGGCACACAGUCACACGCGCACACACAGUUCGACGAAUCUGCUCCGACUGUGUCUCGACCAUGAACGACGCUACGUCGGCGCCAAGGAACCAGAGUUCAGGGGAGCUGGACACGCUAGAGUCGGCCACUUGCGUUUCCCCCCAGACACACGACAAUAGCGGCAACAGGGCAGAACGACAGCCAGCAGCGCCCACGAGCCGGAGCAGCUACGAGACGGGUAUCAUCAUUCGGAACUCUUACAGUUAUGACAUCCAUCUACAAACAUUCGACAGCUCACUGCUCACUCCUCACUCCCCCCAUCUCCAUCUUGGUCAAUCAUACACCAUGGGCCCCCGCCGAACCAGGACUGGGGUCAGACGAGGGCGCGAGUCCAAGAUGCAAAACUCGCAUUUUCCCGUCUGCCCUCCCGCCGCCAUGUUUCCCCAAUUCCAUGAUUUGGGCACCCGGUUGCAGCCAGACACCCACGACAAGCCAGACUUUACAGACCCAGACGCACAAGAACCAGGUGCCAGGACCCCAGGAGCAGGGCCCGGCUGGCGUGCCCAACCUUGAACCCAUGGCUGUGAUCCGACUCAUCCCAUGGUGCCCAUCCAGGAUCGGAGCCUGUUCCACUCGUUUGGAUGGCGUGGGGCCCCCGUUAUGACGUCUGCCUCAUCGUCAUAUCCGCUUC